Molecule: messenger RNA, 1575 nt
Organism: Aspergillus terreus NIH2624
Lineage: Eukaryota; Fungi; Ascomycota; Eurotiomycetes; Eurotiales; Aspergillaceae
Product: cytochrome P450
Exons: 6
Coding region: 1-1575 (524 amino acids)
Molecular function (GO): heme binding; oxidoreductase activity, acting on paired donors, with incorporation or reduction of molecular oxygen; monooxygenase activity
Source: RefSeq, a predicted model, not a curated record
AUGACUGUCAUCCUGGACGUCCUAGAUACCCACCAUCUGGUGCAAGGCAUCGCAGUCGCUCUGCUUCUAGUCUUUGUGUCUAGUUUUUAUGGAGACCUCGCCGACGGCAUUCCGUACCGCAAUAUCCCCUUGGUGGGGAGAAGCAGAUGGGAGAUUUCCAACAAGAAAGCGAAGCAACGCUUCGUCUCCUCGGCAAAGGAGCUGAUGGCGCAGGGAUUCAGUCAGGGAAGAACAGUCUUUCAGCUCAUGUUUGCCCAGUCUGCCACGAUUGUGCUGCACCCGAAAUACGUGAAUGAGAUCAAGAACAACCCGAGCCUCAACUUUGACGAGGCCAAUAAGAAGUCCUUUUUUGGCUCCAAGAUCCCGGGAUUUGAGCCUUUCGAUGGCAUAGACAAGGAAGGCAUCUUGCUGGAGGUGAUCAACAAGAAGCUCACCCACACGCUUGGGCAACUCACCAUCCCCCUGUCAAGGGAGACGGCCACCGUGUUGAGCGAGAAGCUCCCCAAGUCAGGUGAAUGGCAAUCAUUUACCUUUGCUCAGGAAAUUCCUCAUAUCGUAGCCCGACUGUCCUCUCUAGUCUUCCUGGGUCAGAAGAUCUGCCGCAACCAGGAGUGGCUGAACGUCUCAGUGAACUACACGAUCGACGCUUUCCUGGCGGCUCGUGAUCUCCGCCUGUGGCCAUCCGUCACCCGUCGCAUCGUGCACUGGUUCCUCCCCUCAGCGAAGCGUCUCCGUCACCACACCGUCGUCGCCACGGAGAUCAUCCAGGCCGAGAUCCAGAAGCGUGAGUUGAUCCGCACCGGCAAGCUACCCGAAGAGGAUCCCCCGCGGACGCAUGCCGAUGCGCUGGACUGGUUCGCCGAGGUUGCAGCCGGACGGCCCUUCAAUGUUAUCCGCAGCCAGAUUGGCCUCUCCCUCGCCGCGAUCCAUACCACGUCCAAUCUGCUCACGAACAUCAUGUACGACCUGACCGCGUACCCAGAGCACAUCCAGCCGCUGCGAGAUGAGAUCAAGGCGAUCGUGGAUGAGGACGGAAUGCUGAAGAAGACCAGUCUGACGAAGAUGAAGCGAAUGGACAGCGUGAUGAAGGAGACUCAGCGGCUGAACGGGGCUGGAAUUGCCUUCCUCAAUCGCAUCGCAAUGGACGAGGUGAUUCUCUCCGACGGCACGCGCAUCCCCAAGGGCGCUAGCAUCACCGUGUCGGCGCACCAUAUGCGGGACGAGUCGAUCUACCCGGACGCGCAGACAUACCGCGGGUUCCGGUUCUACGACAAGCGGCAGGAGGCGGGCAACGAGCACCGGUUCCAGUUCGUGACGACGAGCCCAGAGCACCUGGGCUUCGGGCAUGGGAUCCACGCGUGCCCCGGGAGGUUCUUCGCGGCCAACGAGGUGAAGAUCCUCCUCGCGCACCUGCUCCUCAAGUACGACUGGAAGUUUGCCGAGGACGUGGGCGCUGGCCGGCCGCCGAAUAUCAUGCACGGCGUGGAGAAUAUCUGCAACCCGACUAUCAAGCUGCUGUACAAGGCGCGUCAGCCAGAGGUUGACCUGGCUGCACUUGGGGAAGGAGCUGAAUAA